Messenger RNA from Nezara viridula (southern green stink bug), 4255 nucleotides. The record is from the annotation of a GenBank genome assembly. Lineage: Eukaryota; Metazoa; Arthropoda; Insecta; Hemiptera; Pentatomidae.
CAAUUUUGAUUUUCAAGUUACGUGUAUUAAGGAAAGAAGAAAUUUUGACUGCUAUGUUCUGUUUUAUGUAAAAUGCCAAAUGAAGUUACCUCGCUGCUGAAUGCUUUAAACAGUUAUAUUACCUGUCCAGUAUGCAAAGUCACUGAUGAUAUUGAAAUCGUUCUCACAUGUGGCCACGUUAUUUGUAAAAACUGCAAAACAAAGCGUACAAAAUGUUCAGUAUGUUAUAGUGAAUUAUCAGCAACUAGGUCACAUUCUCCUUCGAUAAAGUUCAUUGAAGAACUAUGUAAAGAAUUAUUGAAGGUGUCUACAGGUGAAAUCAAGAGUGUGGAGUUGGAACAUAAUGUUGGGAAUUCCAUAGUUACUCCAAAUGUGAAAGAAGACAAGCCUACAAGAAAUGAUUCUGGUACAAGUGGCAAUGAAAAAAUAAAGAAAAAAAUUAAUUUUGGAAUAAUAGAGAAUGUAGAAAUUAGUAAUGAUGUUGUUAAAGUAAUAAAUGAAGUUAACAGAUUUAGAAACAAAGAUAAAUUUAGAAAAAAUAGAAAUCAUAAGAAGGGACUGAUUUUUUAUAAAAAUUAUUGUAAACAUAAAGAAGAACGAAAAGUUUACCGAAAAAUUCUCAAAGGUUUUGGUAUAGUAGGGAUUGACAAACAGAUAAAAAAAGUUAAAUCUAAACAUGAUUUCGUUUCUAUGAAAAAAGAAUUGAAUGGGCAGUUAAAUACUAUUAUUUCACGUUUAAAUUAUCAGUGUCCCAAUAACAGUAAUUUAGAAAAUACAAAGUUUAAUAAUUCUUUGAAAAUGAAUACUGAUAGCAAUUGCUCAGAUUCAGAGAAAAACAUUCAAAUGAAUUAUGGAACAUCAAUGAAUUUUGGUGGUUCCAAAGAUGGUUUUGGCAUCAUUAAAUGUGAUUUAAAGAGGAAUGGGUUCAAUCUCAUUAACAACAGUAGUGGUUUGAAGAGAAAAAACGUUGACUCAGGCAUUGAAGAAGGUCCUCACAGUAAAGCAUUUGUGAGAAAAAUUACAAUUGUGGAUGAUUGUCUUAUCAAUUUUGAUAAAAAGUUAGGAGGCAUAGUAGAUGAAACAGAAAUAAUUCAACGAUACUUAAAUCCUCCCAUGGAAGGUCCUGGAAAGGAAGAAACUAAUGACAAAAUCAAGUCACCAUGCAAUAACCUUUGCGCAACGCAGAAUAAUUUCCUAUCAAAGAAGCCUGAAUUUCCUAAUGAAGGACCUCAUGUUACCAAUAAAACAAUUAUUGAUGAUACAACAUGUGGAAGGUUAUCUAAAUCAGAGAUUAAGAACAUUGUUUCAGAUUUUAUGGAAGAAAUUAGCCCAAGUUCUGAGGAAUGUGGUUUACAAUCAGAUAUUAUGGUGGAUAUGCUACAUAACGUUUCUAAUGAAAUUGUGGUUGUUGGAAACAAUUUAUGUACAACAGAAAAAAAUACUGAAAUCUGUAAUAAUUUAAUUAAUGCUUCUUCCUAUAGUGUAAGCAGCUCAAAAAAUCAUUCUGUUAAUAAUUGUUCUCCAUAUAAACAAAGUGAUGAUAAAACUCAUUCCAUAACAAUUAAGAUUGAAACUGAAAGCAAUGGUGAUAAUGGUGUCAUUGUAGUCUCAGACUCCGAUGAUGAUGAUGUUGAAGUUGUAAAAAAAUAUUCAGAUUUGGAAUCUUCUCGAGGAAAGGCUGAUCGGACAGAUGUUAAUUCAGAGGAGGAUAUAAGUAUUAGGAAUUGUAGAAUUGUUCUCGAUGAUUUAUCACCGUUAAUGUUACAGUCCCCAGACAAUAACGUACAAAUGGGUAAUGAGGAAUCUCUAGAAAAUUCUGAUGUAAAAAAAAGUUUGAUUAUGGAUAGUAAUGCUACAAAUGGAAAAAAUGAAAGUUCUAAUGAAGAAAAUAUGGUUAUAGAGGAUCAAAAAAGUAUAUCUGAAAAUAAUUUAAAUUUAAUGCCAACUCUUUCUAAAGUGUCUUUAGAACAAAAAGAAGAUAAAUGUGAAGUUUUAAAUACUUUUGAAGGUUUUACAGAGGAUGAUAUUUUAAUUCUUACGGUUAAGCUAGCACUUUUUAAAAUGAAUGGUUGUAAAUAUUCAAAGAAUUUGUCCUCUUCCAGUCUUUAUUCUCUUGAUGGAAAACAGAUUUUGAUUAAAGAUGUGUCCCAUGAUGAGGAUUAUCCUGAUAGUCCGUGUUGCCCAAAUAAAAUCUCGGAUCUGACAAUUGAGAUUUCGGAUUCCGAAGAUGAGAGCAGUAAAUCUCUUGUUACAUCGAGUGUCCAAACUGAAAAUGAUCUUUUAACUGUUACACCCAGUCCGAGCACAUCUAAAAUAAGGCCUGUGUCGCUUGUUAAACUACGUGGGUUUGAGAUUGAAAAUGAAAAAUUUAUGCAAAAUGAUGUUUUGGAUAUUAGGAAACCAUUAACUCCUAAUACACCUCUUGGAAAAGAAUCCGUCGUCUCAUCGCUAUCCCAGAAUAGUCCUGUACUAAAAGCUACCCCGGUUUCCAGGCGACAGCUGUCAUUCAUGAGCCCAACUUUUGAAAAUAAAUUUCAGUAUCAAGAUGAUGGUGCUUCAACAAGUGAUGUAAAAGCAACCAGUAGUGUGCCCAACAGCUCUUUGAAUGAUGAUUGGCAAGUUCUCCAUUAUAGGAUGCAACACAUGAUACCUAGUAACCCUGAAGACGCGUUGCACAGUGAAUUUGAACAUUCUGGUAUCAGUCCUACUCGACUGACAUUCACUACUUGUGGUCUAAACAGUAAAGAGACUGCCCUAGUAACAAAGCUUGCUCAAAUGACAAAGUCGUGUUUAACCAAAGACUUUACACACAACACGACACAUCUUGUUAUUGGUGCAACAGGAAGAGGUAGACUGGAGUAUUACCUUGCCAUUGCUUACAGAGCAUUUAUAGUUACAAUGGAUUGGGUAACACUGUGUCUUGCAUUAAAUAAAAUUCUACCUGUAACUGGAUUCAUCCCUACUGAAGAUGAAGGACCACUUAAGUGUUUAGAACCUAGUUCUCUCCCUUUUGUGGGAUUUCAUGUGUUCUCGAAGAUACUACCUACUUCAAGCAGUUAUCCUAUUGCUGAAAUUACAAAAACAUUAUUAUCUCUUGGCGGGGCUAGAGUCUUGCCCAAUUUAGAUGCAUUUCAUACGCUUCAAGAUGGAAACUACCCUCGAUUCUUCAUUUAUAAUUCUAAAUCAGUGUUGACACAACCUGUAUUAGAUAAGUGUGCCAGUUUGCAUAUCCUUCCAAUACAGUUCAUGUGGGUCUACGAAAGUAUUGGUGCUUUUAGAGCAAUUCCGGUUAUGGAUUUCUUGGAUAUAGGUAUACAUAGCCGUACACUCAUUAGGGACUAUAAAAUUCCUGAUCAGCUGGCAUGUUCUAGAUAUCCUCGCCUAGAGGGUGAGUUUCACCCUCAGAUCUUAGAUGAACGUUAUCAAAGAUCUUUGUGAGGCUUGGUAUUUGUAUAUAGGUCUUAGUCAGAUGAGCAAUUACGAACCAACAUUCUCAGGUGCACUGUAAGAACUACCUAAAAUUAUGUUGAACAUAAUGUAGAUUGUAAUUCAUUUACAAUUUUUUUAUUGAUAAAUAAAUAUUUUUAUCUGAAUCUAUUUUUCUCAGGUGUUGUAUGUAUUUAAUUGUUAAUAUAUCAAAUUAUAAUCCUGAAUAGAAGAUAGUCAUUAGCUAUUGUUUGAUGGUUACCAAAUCAUUUAAAUUGUUUCAUCUAACAUUUAUUUUAACAAUGAUUUUUAAUGAAUGUUUGAUUUUUUAAAUUUUUGUGAAAUAAAACAUAGUUUUUAAUGUUUAAAAUCAUUAUUAAAAUGAUUUAUUCUUCUAUACUUAUAAUAAUUUAAAUUUAUAUAUAUUUUGUAAAGAAGCUUGUAUGAUCUAUAUUUUGAGUACAACUCAUCAAUACAUCCUGAGGCUGUAAAUUUAUAUUGAACAGCAGUAUAGUAUUAUUUUAUUUUUCUUUGUUUUAUUAAUUUAAACGAAUAUUUGUUCAGGUUAUUUCAGAUAACCACAUAAACUGAAUAGUAAUAAAUAAAUUUGUCCAAUUAUUAAACUGUUAAAUAUUUAAUAAUUUUAUGUUAUAAAUUACAUUUGUAUUAUUUUUAAAUUAUGGCUACUUCCACCUUAAUCCCAAAACAUGAAGCAACCUAUUGAAGAUCUCAAAAAAACAGUGUUAAGUUCAAAAUAAUAAAAACUAUAAGUAAUUUUUUAAUUACUAAUCCUUAUUCCUUCUUUUAAAGUGUCGGGUGUGUGUAUGUG